UUCAGAGUUGGAAGAAGGGCCAGAUCCGAAGCGUCGAAAAACUUUUGAAAAAAAAAUUGAAGAAAAAAUAUUUGAGAAUCUCCCAAUCACUACAGAUCUGUCACUAAACCAAUCAAAUGAUUUAUUAGCUACAAAGGCAACGUUUGUAAUGGAUGGUGUGAGACAUGAAAGACAACAACCAUUGCCGUUAGGUUCAGACAUUGGUUAUUCUAGUGGGGAAAACAAUUCAGUUCACGAAAUAAUAUCAAAUGCAAAAUCGCUAGGAGAGGAUUAUCGUGAACAAUACAAAGAAAAUGAUGUAGAUCCACCUCUUUGGGCCGAACAAAUUGCACAAAGCAAUGAAUUAGAGAAAAGUUUUUAUCGAACAGUACCUCUAGACGAUUAUGGAAUGACUGAUUUAGAUACAGACGAGGGAGGAUUUGGUCAAGAAGGAGGGAAAUACUUGACACAAAAAAUAUUGCAAGAUUUUGAGGAAAAAAUUGGACAGGGCAAGCUUGAAUUAACUGAUUCUUUAAUUGUGCAUGUGGAUUCACCUGAAAAUCGGCCGCUUAAUGAAUUUGAAGAAGUAAUGGACUUAUUUGGAAAAGACAAAAUCUUUGUUAAUUCUGGACGUCCUUUUAGUGAAGAUGAUUGUGAAAGUUUGAGUACUUUUACUGAAAAUGAACGUGAAAGACGUAAAAUAAAUAAUCGAAAACGUUCAUUUAAACCCCCACUUUUAUUAAACAAAAAUGAAGUUAAACAAAAAAUACAAAAUAAUCGACGCCGAAAAUGUGCUUCAGAUGCUCGUUGUCGAAAUUUGUCUGCUUAUAAUGGCUUUCUUUCCAAUGAUUUUGAAUGGGAUGAUGAUGCUUUUAUUGGUUAUCAGAAUAUUUCUGUUGAAAAUUCUUUUGACAAAUUGCCGGAUAUUCUUUUGGAUGGGGAUUUUAAUGAAACUAAAAAGGCUUUUUCUUCAUUUUAUGACAAAUUUCGGCAAGUUUUAUCAGAAAGUCAAAAUUUAAAUGAGCGUUUGAGAGAAUUAAUAACUUUUGUGGAUAAAUCUUUUGAUGGGACUUCGGUUCUGUUUCAAGAACUUAACUCUACAUUUACAUCUGUUUCGAAUCUUUGUAAUGAUGAAAGAUUUGAUGAGAAUGGCUUUAACUUUUCUAAAAGCAUUAAUUCAAAUUUAAUACUUUUGCAACAACGUAUAAAUUCUUUGGAAACUACAUGCGAAAACUUAUCUCUGAUUUUAUUAGGAAAACAAUAUUUAAUAGAAACAAGUAAUAACAAGGAUUAUACAAAUAAAUUUGCAAGAGAAUUUAAUGAAAUUAAAGAAGAGUUGAAAAAAUUAAAAAACAGAUUUGGAAAUCAUUUUUUCAAUUCAUUUGUGGUCAAUAUUGCACAAAACAAUGUCACCACGUCUUUUGAAAAUUCACCGUCUAACAAAUCUCCCCCAACAUUAUUCAAUUCUUCAACUCAAUCUAGUUUUUUAACCAAAUCAGAACAUCCAACAAUUCCCUCCUCCUUUUGGCGUUCCUACUUAUUAAUGUGUUUAAUUGGCCUUUUCACUUCUUUUGCCAUUUUACUUUACAUGAAUAGCCGUGACGGUGUUGAUUUUCGAUGGAGUUUUGGGCCACAAUUACACUAUCAAAAUGGACGCCCGCCAAUUUAA
Messenger RNA from Meloidogyne enterolobii, 1648 nucleotides. The record is from the annotation of a GenBank genome assembly. NCBI's taxonomy places the organism in Eukaryota, Metazoa, Nematoda, Chromadorea, Rhabditida, Meloidogynidae.